UCGUCCCCUCGCCUCUACUUCGCCUACGGGUCCAAUCUCUCCCCAACCCAAAUGUCCCUCCGCUGCCCCGCCUCCACACCCCUCGGCCUAGCCCACCUCCCAAACCACACCUUCAUCAUAAACUCCCGCCGCUACGCCAACGUCGUCCCAAACGGCCCCGCCAAUCCCGCUCACCCCGCUGCUGCCACACCAACCACGGAUCCGGCCCCAGCUUCGGUUCCGGGCGUCUACGGCAUCCUCUACGCCCUCCCGCCCCAAGACGAAGCAACCCUCGAUAGAUGCGAAGGCGUCCCCCACGCUUACCAAAAACAAGACCUCGCCAUCAAAGUGGUGAACUUUACCCCACCAAGCACCACCGCCGCCGUCAAUCUCACCCCAGGCAGCAACGUCACGGCACUAGUGUACGUCGACACCGAGAGGACCGAACCCUCGACGCCGUGGGACGAGUACAUCGACCGGAUGAAUCGCGGCGUCGACGAGGCGACGGAGCGGUUUGGGUUGCCGCGGGGGUAUGUCGAUGAGGUUAUCAGGCCGUAUAUCCCGGCU
Messenger RNA from Colletotrichum phormii, 546 nucleotides. RefSeq lists its product as uncharacterized. The annotation marks the transcript as partial. The record is from RefSeq and is a predicted model, not a curated record. NCBI's taxonomy places the organism in Eukaryota, Fungi, Ascomycota, Sordariomycetes, Glomerellales, Glomerellaceae. The transcript has a single exon. Gene Ontology annotation, molecular function: gamma-glutamylcyclotransferase activity.